AGAGAGAGAGAGAGAGAGAGAGGAAGAUGGAAUCUACUGUUCAGCACUCGAUGAUAUGUUCCCUCGCUUGGCUUUUGGCCUUGAGCACUCUUUUGGCAUUACCUGAGCUUUCAUGUGGUAGCACGACAAGGCGCUACAAGUUUGAUAUACGGCUGCAGAACGUGACGCGGCUCUGCCGCACGAGGAGCAUCGUGACCGUCAACGGCAAGUUUCCCGGCCCUAAGAUCAUGGCAAGGGAGGGCGAUCGCGUCGUCGUCAAGGUGGUUAACCAUGUCACCAACAAUGUCACCAUUCACUGGCAUGGAGUUCGGCAGCUGCGGACUGGGUGGUACGACGGUCCGGCAUACGUGACACAGUGCCCCAUCCGGACUGGCCAAAGCUUCGUCUACAACUUCACCAUCGUGGGCCAAAGAGGCACUCUCUUUUGGCAUGCACACAUCUCGUGGAUGAGGGCCACGCUCUACGGGCCCAUCGUCAUCCUCCCCAAGCGAGGUGUUCCUUACCCUUUUCCUAAACCCUACAAGGAAAUCCCUGUCAUCUUUGGAGAGUGGUUUAAUGUGGAUCCUGAAGCCAUCAUUGCUCAAGCUCUUCGGACUGGUGCAGGUCCAAAUAUCUCUGAUGCGUACACCAUCAAUGGCCUCCCUGGCCCCUUGUACAAUUGCUCCAAGAAAGAUACGUUCGAGCUGAAGGUGAAGCCCGGGAAGACGUACCUCCUCCGCAUGAUCAACGCUGCACUCAACGACGAGCUCUUCUUCAGCAUCGCCAACCACACGCUCACCGUCGUCGACGUCGAUGCCGUCUACGUGAAGCCCUUCGAGGCCGACAUCGUCCACAUCGCGCCGGGGCAGACCACCAACGUCCUUCUCCACACCAAGCCUAGUCCUCCUGAUGCCACGUUCCUCAUGGCGGCGAGGCCUUACGCCACCGGGUCCGGCACCUUCGACAACACGACCACCGCCGGCCUCCUCGUGUACCUUCCGCCGAACGCUUCGUCUUCUUCCUCCCAUGUUAAGAACCUUGCACUCUUCAGGCCGACCCUCCCGGCUUUAAACGACACGGCCUACACCACGAACUACACCGGCAAGCUUCGCAGCCUGGCGAGCGCGCAGUUCCCCGCGAACGUUCCGAAGACCGUCGAGAGGCGGUUCUACUUCACGGUGGGGCUGGGGACCAGUCCGUGCGCCAAGAAUCAGACCUGCCAGGGGCCGAACGGCACCAAGUUCGCCGCUUCCGUCAAUAACAUCUCCUUCGCGCUCCCGACGUCGGCGGCGCUCCUCCAGGCGCACUACUUCGGGCAGACGAAGGGGGUCUACGACACCGACUUCCCGGACACCCCGCCGUUCCCGUUCAACUACACUGGGACUCCGCCCAACGACACCUUCGUGACCAACGCAACCAAGGUGGUGGUGCUUCCGUUCAACACCAGCGUGGAGCUGGUGAUGCAGGACACCAGCAUCCAAGGGGCCGAGAGCCACCCCCUGCACCUCCAUGGCUUCAACUUCUUCGUGGUGGGCACCGGAUUCGGGAACUACGACCCGUCGAAGGAUCCCAGGCGAUUCAAUCUCGCCGAUCCGAUCGAGAGGAACACCGUCGGCGUGCCGGUCGGUGGUUGGGUCGCCAUCCGCUUCCUCGCCGAUAACCCCGGAGUCUGGUUCAUGCACUGUCACCUGGAAGUGCACACGAGCUGGGGGUUGAGGAUGGCGUGGGUGGUCAACGAUGGGUGGCUCCCCAACCAGAAGCUAGUUCCUCCGCCGUCCGAUCUCCCCAGAUGUUGACCAUCGACCACACCACCGACUCCCUGUUCUCUCUGCUUCGAGCUCUGUUCUUGGCGUGCUUUAUUUGUCUGCAACAAUCUACCUUUCGAUGACCAAAGUGUUUGAGAUGAGUUCAGCAGAAUUGCACUCGUUUAUUUGUUUUGUGCUUGA
This is a messenger RNA of Musa acuminata subsp. malaccensis (wild Malaysian banana), 1925 nucleotides long. RefSeq names its product laccase-17-like. Gene Ontology annotation, biological process: lignin catabolic process. Gene Ontology annotation, cellular component: apoplast. Gene Ontology annotation, molecular function: copper ion binding; hydroquinone:oxygen oxidoreductase activity. The record is from RefSeq and is a predicted model, not a curated record. Lineage: Eukaryota; Viridiplantae; Streptophyta; Magnoliopsida; Zingiberales; Musaceae.